Cyclocybe aegerita is the source of this 2028-nucleotide messenger RNA. The record is from the annotation of a GenBank genome assembly. NCBI's taxonomy places the organism in Eukaryota, Fungi, Basidiomycota, Agaricomycetes, Agaricales, Hemipholiotaceae.
AUGCCUUCGCGUCGUCGGACUCGACGUGCACCACGCUCUACACGCGUCUACUCACGUGCAAAGCGUUCUUCCCGCCCAAAGCCCAAGGUCAAGGUCUCUCACAAACCCAGGCUCGUGCGCCGCUAUGUACGGCGGAAGCAGGACGACUCCAAGGCUCAUUCUAGCAAGCACUCCAGCCCUCCGAAUCUCUCGGGCCAGGAUAAACCGAGGAUAUCCAACCCCGCCCUGAAGUCUGCUGGCUCCAACCCGCCCAACAACGCUUAUUCCAACGGAAAAACUGUCAACCAACACCCUGCAGUCGACGAAAUCACUGCUGUCCCGAAUCCCACUCCUGAUACCGGGAUCACCCCAACGACUGCUCUAGGUGCUGGCUAUCCUCUUUUCGGUGCUCUCAGCGAAACUUCUACGUCAGGUCUAAUCAUCCCGUCUACUUCAAGCUCGAAUUCGUCUCAUUCGCCUACACCACCUAUCUCGUUUUCUGCUCUUCCUCCACUGCCGUCGCGAGCUCCAUCGUCUACUGUCUCAGGAGAGAAUCGGGAAGUCUCUUCGUCUGCUUUCCUUCCUAUUGAAACUAGUCCUCCUAAUUCUAGGCCUCAGGCUAAUGCUGCUCAGGCACACCAGGUUAAUGUCGCAGUGAUCGUUCUUCUGGCGGUUGGGUCGGCUCUUCUCUUACUGGGAGCCUGUAUAAUGAUCAAGAUGUGUACGAGACCUAGGCGCCAACCUCGCCCGACGCCUUCUCUUCCUAUUCUCAAGGACGUCGAGGCCGAUGAGGACUUCUUUGAGACUCAAGAGUCACCCAUAUUUGGCGGCAAAGAACGUCUAUCACCGAUGCCGGGCGUAGGUGGACCAACAUGGGCUUGGGUUCAAUACCCGAAUCCCAGGUCCAGCCAGAGUCUUGCGCCUCCCCAACAAGAGUAUCACACAGCGUCUCGACCUGUCCCGGAACUACAGACUGCAUCUAUUCCACAAAGUACUACCAACCAAAUGUAUGCCAACCUACCAGCCCAACCAGCUAUCCAGCCUAUUCCAACAGCAGUCCUGCAUUCGACCAAAAGACAAUCUAUCGCUUCGAUGUACUCUCCUGUCACCAACCCUAAACGCUCCUCCAUGCGGCAAGAUACGGUGCUGACCGCGGACGGCCACGAUUUUCUGAAGCGCUCCAAAUCCAAGAAUUCUCCGCGACGAAGUCAGCUGGGACUUGACGAGAAGCAAAAUCGGGAUUCACUGGUCUCCUGCGCUGGGCUCGCAUAUGACGGAGGGGAGGCUGACUCUCCGGGCCCAGGCGAAUAUGUCCACACGCAGCAAACACCCGUUCUGAGCCAAAGCUUCGAAGGAAGGGCGAGGAUCAGAUCUGGCUACUUCGCAGCCGGAACAUAUCCUCGUAUCUCGACUCUUCCUAGUGCAUCAUACUCGAUAGCCACAGCGACCAGGAUCAACGUUGGUCAGAGGAACUCCUUCUCCAAGGACAAACUAGCUCUGCAGAAGAGGCAGAGAGACACGGAGGCACUGGCAUACGCUCUGGGACUGGCAUCUCCAAGGACUGAGUAUGUUGCCUCCAGCCCUCAGCCGACGUUGUAUCCAGACGACUCGAUGUCCGUUGUUGACACAGCGAAACGACACAAGAAGCGGAACCUGAGCGAGAGACGCGCUAUCGAGGCAGUUCCGGACGUGCCAGUAAUCGUGCCAACCGAGAAGGCUACGAGCUCAUUCAUGACCAUGGAGUUCGGGGUGAGCCAGAUGUCGUUGUCAGCAUUGGCUCUCGAACCUGCAUCUGAGGGAGGGACCGGCCGUAUGGACGGUCAUAGGGAGCCCGAUAGAAUGGACGCGCAGUUUAAUGCGGCGAGCCAACCACCUUCGUCGCGUCAUGCGGACAAGCCUCCCCGUGUCCCGUCGCCGCCACCGCUUCUUUCGUUGACGCAGAUGGGGCUCCAGCAGCACAACCCCGAGGCGUUUGCAAGCUACAGAAGUCCGACGUAUAGUUUGUACGGGUUGUACGAGGGGCCAGACAGAAAGAGUUUUGUGCGGUGA